Molecule: messenger RNA, 5678 nt
Organism: Maylandia zebra (zebra mbuna)
Lineage: Eukaryota; Metazoa; Chordata; Actinopteri; Cichliformes; Cichlidae
Source: RefSeq, a predicted model, not a curated record
UUAUAGAGUUGGAGGAGGAAGGGAGGGGGGGCGGCAGCAGAGUUGGAGGAGGCCGCCAGCUGCACUUGUCGUUUGUUUCAUUCCAGCAAGAGAGGGAGAGGGCGAACUUUUUCAGAAGUACAGACAAUCUUGGCACACGGGAGAGGGGGAGCGGUAGAGAGAGAGUGCACAGUAGGCACAGUAAAAGAGAAAAAGGGGCAGAGCCAUAUGAAAAGAAAAGCGCGAGCAGGGAAAGGCACGGAGAGCUGUUUGCCUAAACCCCGUUGGCUCUCUCAGUGCGCGUAUCCCAGUGUUGCUCAGUGAACCGUGCGGUGGACACUGCCACUGUGUCUGUGUGUAACUCUGGUUGUAUUGAACUCUGCUCACUGCUGACCAGUGGAGAGUGAAGAGAGGAGGUGGGAGAGCGCCGGACACCCUGUCGGUGGGCUUGCCCAGCCCAGGCAGUUUUACUUGAUAGGUUCAGCAGCCAUGCUGGAAAACGCAGGUGGAGCAAGAGCGGAUGCUAAAGUGAAUAAUCAGUCAGAAACUACUAAAUGUGCAAUGGAGAGUGGUGACGGGAACACCGGUAUCCAAACCAAUGGGUUGGAUUUUCAGAGGCAGACGGUGCCCACCACAAGUGCAAUCACUAAUGCACAUGCACAAGCCCUCCUCCAACAGUCAAAGUCGGAAGACUCGGGUGCUCUUCUGACCUCCGUCCAGCAGAGCGUAUUGCCUCAAACCCAGCUAAUGUUGGCCGGGGGACAGAUUGCUGGAUUGAGCCCAAUGCAGCAGCAGCUGUUUCUCCAGCAGGCCCAAGUGCAGCUCCUGGCUGCUGCCGUGCAGCAUUCUGCCAACCAGCAGAACAGCACCACCGGGGACAACAUCUCAGCCUCUGCAGCCACACCAAUUACCCAGCUGCCCCUGUCACAGCCCAUCCAGAUUGCCCCUUCUUUACAACAGCAGAAUCUAAGUCUGCCCCAGUUUGUCCUGGUUCAGCCUGGCCACCCUAUCGCCACGUCACUGCAGCCUCAGUUCAUUAUCUCACAGGCUCCGCAGGCCCAGCAGGGCAUAUUGCAAGCCCAGAGUCUUCUAACUCAACUACCUCAAAGCCAACCUAACCUCCUGUCGACUCAACCAAGCAUCACCCUUGCAACUCAGCCUGCAACCCCAACCCGCACAACAGCAACCACACCUAUUCAGUCCCUGCCUCACAGUCAGACGCCACCCAAACGGUUGGAUACUCCCACUCUGGAGGAACCUAGUGACCUUGAGGAGCUGGAGCAGUUUGCCAAGACUUUUAAACAGAGACGUAUCAAACUGGGCUUUACGCAGGGGGAUGUUGGCCUGGCCAUGGGGAAGCUGUAUGGAAACGACUUUAGCCAAACUACUAUUUCUCGCUUUGAGGCCUUGAAUCUGAGCUUUAAAAACAUGUGCAAACUCAAGCCAUUGCUGGAGAAGUGGCUCAAUGAUGCAGUUUGUGCAGAGAACCUGACAUCUGACCAGUCCCUGUCGAGCCCCAGUGCCCUGGGUUCCCAGGGCAUGGGCAUAGAGGGAAUCAACCGCAGACGGAAGAAAAGAACCAGUAUCGAGACCAACAUUCGAGUGGCCUUAGAAAAGAGCUUUCUGGAGCAGAACCAAAAACCUACCUCUGAAGAGAUCACCAUGAUCGCUGACCAGCUCAACAUGGAGAAAGAGGUGAUUCGGGUCUGGUUCUGCAAUCGACGACAGAAAGAGAAGAGGAUUAAUCCUCCCAGUAGUGGCAACAGUGGAGGAGGCAACACCCCUAUCAAAUCUAUCUUCACCCCCAGCAGCCCUUUGGUGGCCAGCACAGCAAGCCUUGAUAGCAGCCCAACUAUUACCACACCCACCACUCUGACUGUAAACCCAGUGAUGCCUCUCACCAACACCAGCAUCCCCAGUUUGUCUUUCACAGGCACGACAGUUGGAGCCACAAACACUGCAUCUGUCAUCUCAACUGCGCCUGUGGUUACCACAGCAACAAGCUCUCUGUCUUUAAGCACGUCCCAGACGAGUAAUCAGUCCACGAGCACGGAGAGCAAAGCUGGCACGCAGGCGCCAACCAUUGUCACCCAGGCGCCUUCAUCCAUCGCUACCAGUUUAGGGACGGGUCAGGUGAUGGUGGCAGCUCCGGGGCUUUCGGCCGCGUUGCAGGGGGCCGCCUCGCUACCCAGCGCCAGUUUUGCAGCUAUGGCUGCUGCUGCAGGGCUCAACCCAGCACUGAUGGCAUCUUCGCAGUUUACUCAAGGGGGUGCCCUCCUCAGUCUGGCUCCUGGCGGCCUGGGCAGUGCACUGAGCCCUGCUCUCAUGAGCAACAGCACUCUGGCUACCAUUCAAGCACUGGCAUCGAGCGGCACAAUCCCCAUCACCUCUCUGGACGGCAGUAACCUGCUGUUCGCCAACACUUCUGCUGGUAACACCCCCAACCUGGUGACCACGCCGCUCUUCCUGAACCCCCAGAACCUGUCGCUGCUCACCAGCAACCCCGUCAGCCUGGUGUCGCCCGGCAUGGGAGGGCUUCAGGUCACUGCCGACGGUCAUCAUCAAGUCAGCACGGCUGCUGUGCCUGUGCAAGCCUCGACCAUUACCACUGCCCCCAAGGCUCAGUGAAGCCAGUCAGGCUGCAUCUCGAAUUAACGCCCAAUUAAUUACGUCAAGCACUACUCCUUUCACAACGUGUAGGACGAGGGUGGUACUCUGAUAUAGGCUCUGCACUUCACUAACCACCCCGCAUCCUCUCCAUUGUAUCUACCAUAAAUUAAUCCUUUUGCUGCCGCCAAAAAGAAAAGGACUUAACAUAAGGGUGGGUUUAACUGUUGGUUUCUUUUAUUAUUUUUUUUCUUUAUGAUUCUUGGAUGUUUUUUAAUUUUCCACACAAACAGUAACCAGAUGGACACUGUUGUCGGCCUGCCGCUUCUCCUGAACCUUGACAAGUGUCCAGGGAGAAAAUAUCGUCGGCGUCAUCGAGCUGUAUAUACAUAUACAUAUAUACAUAUAUAUAUAUAUCCUCCUCUUUGCAGGUCAGAAUUUUCUCUGAAAUUCUUCUAACCAAAAACAAACUUUCUCUUCUAACAUUCAAACUUAAUUGAUUUACUACUAAUUUCACAAUGUUCAUACGGUAAUCACUAAUGGGGGUUUGUGUGUCGCUCUUUUUAAUUAUCUCUCGUUUUUGUUUUUUGGGUUUUUUUUUUUGUUCGUUUGGUUUUUUGUUUCUUGACAGGCCUUGUUGUAAAUCAUAUCAAAUUAUAUUUUAGAGACUUUUUUUCCCUUUUUAUCUUUUACUGUCUAUAUUUUUCGACAUUUUCCGAUCUUUGUAAGUCUAAUGUUAAGUUAAGAUUUAACUAUCACUUUUUAAUCGUGGUUAUAAGGCUUUAAAAAUAAGUAAUAAGUGGCCGAUAUAAAGGUUAUCAUUGCUUUAAGGGUCGGAGGGACGCGGCGCGUCUCUCCGAGUCUCUCUUCUGGAAACACUGAGUUUUACAUGGGUGGUGGUGCAGUAGCCACCGAGCCUCUGUAAAACGACGGUCUCGGUGUGGAUUAUCGACACUGAUAGAAAAAUGACUGAAAACAUUACAUUGAGAGCUUUAAAGUGAGCUGCAGACCUGAGUCUGAUUAAGGGUGACUUGUUUUGGUUUGUGAUCCGUUGGAACACUGUACAUUAAGUUUUGGACGUGGACGUUUGCGUGUCGUCGACAGCUCAGGCAGACGCUGAGAGUUCAGCAGCCGCACGAUCUACGAGGCUCUGCAGUCUUUUUUUUGUGGAGGGAACUAAUCAUGUUCACCAAACCUGAACUGUGGUGUGGUGGCUUUGCCUAGAUGGGGAUAGUGUAUUUGGGGGGGGGGGGUGUUUGGUUUCUUUUUUCUUUUUUUUAUUAGAAGUACCGUCGUAUCUACUUGUGCACAGUAUCUGUACCAAAUAACUGGAUUGAUGAGCUGCAGUCUGCCUGUUUUGGGAGGAUUGAAAUUCUGUCUCUUUAUUUUGUUUGCAGUCGUUCGACUGGCUUACCUACUUUAAGAUAUACCAAAAAUAUUUGUUAAAAUAAUUGCUGUGUGUAGUCGGUGUAGCUUAGUCUAGUCAAUAUAUUUAUGAGUACAAAAAUCUCUUCAUAGUCAGAAUAUAGAAAUGCAAUAUUUUGAUGAUCAUUUUCCAAAGACUACAUUUUCUUUUUUCUUUUCUUUUGUUAUUUUGUUUGAUUUGACCAAGUGUCUCAUAUUUAAAUUUUUAAUUGGCAGCACAACUGACCAAAAAGAGAGGGAUUGGUGGGUUGGAGUAUGAGGAAGUAGUUUCUUUUUACUUCUAUUAUUAUCAUUUUACUUUUUAAAUUUAGUUUUUAUUAAAUCACCGUGGCCUCGGCCCAAUGCUUAAUCUGGUUUAAUGCGAGCCGUUUAGUGGCGCCUUUUCCUUUCUAAUCAGUUGUGGUAGCAGUUUUGGACUUUUCUGAAGCAUAAUGGAAAAGAUCUGAUUUUGGUUUUGUGCUAAUAUUCAGCCAUAAAACAACAGCUUGAACCAAAGUGGUUUUCCUCAGUAGUUGCUGUGCCUGUCUUGAGCACACAAGUUGCUUUUCACUCUCUUAAAUCUCCACAAUUUAUUUCUUUAUUUUUCUCCCUCCUCAGUCGAUACCUGAUUUUCGUGAUUUGGUGCUGCUGGAUAAGGAUCACAGAAACUUUAGCUUUAACAACUUGCUGCUGAGACUCCUGUCAGAGUUGAGCUGUCAAGACGCCUGCAUGCUUUCUAAUAGCUUUAAGACUACAUCCUGUGAGAAUCAGGGUAUUGUAGUUCGCACUAUCCCUGCUGGAGGGAUCACUUAUGUAAAUCCAUAAAUACUUCACCUCCUCUCAGCUCCGCCGUUCCAAACCAGCAUGCUAGGAAACGAUAUGCUGCACCCGAAAUCUGUCUGGGGACUAGUUUAAAAACUCCCCGAACUUAUCUUAGCCAACACAGCGGUGGGAUAAGUACCGUUCUGUGCUGCACGUUCAGCUAAACCCCACACAAAAGUAGCAUUGUUCUGCUUCAAAAUGACAAACACAGCAAUUAGUAACUCACUCAGACUGCAAGCAGUGAAAUUUGUCCCCGUUCCCCUCUCGUGUGCUUCUUUUCUGUUGAAUUAUUUUUGACUAAAUAUACCUCAGCAGCGCUUCAAACAUAGGUUCACCUUUUAGACAUUUCUCUGUAUACAGCAUUGUAGAAUGUAUAAUUACUGACUGGCUUGCCAUUCAGCGUUUAUACUGAUGAACCAUACAUAGGAACCAUUGCAAGGACAACCUACUACUGCUAUUUUCUAGUACUACUAUUUAUGGGGUAUUUCCAGGUUUAAAUAUUAUUUUGAGAUCCUUCUUGCCAAAGUAAAAGCCUUUCUCUUUGCAGCUUGGUGGGUGUGUUUUGUUUUUCUUUCUUUCCUUAACUUUGAGGCCACAAGAGCCCUGAAGAACUCAGUCGUGUUUCAGUGCUUGUUUGGAGUUUUGGAGGUUUGCAAGCAACAUGAACCAGUUGCCACUGGCACCAUAGGAUGUUACUGAAAUAUUUAUCUGAGGAAAGACUUAAGAAUUAGAGAAACGAUCUUUUCUUAAUUCUAUACAUAUAAAUAUAUAUAUAAACACUUGUAAGAUAUUCAUAUUUUAUAUUUGAACCAGUAUGUUACCAAGACUGAAUGUAGUGUUUAUCAUACUUCCCCCCCCCAGAAAAA